UAUCUACAGUACACUGAGUGCCAGCUCUCAGGUCUAUAUAAAGGAUGAUGAGAGCACCAAUUCUCAAUAUCAGAAGAGAUUCUACAUAAAGUCUCUCAGAUAACUUUACUGUGUUGAACUUGCAUUCACUAUGAUUCGUCUAAUUCUACUCCUGGCGGCCGCCUGCGUUAUGGCAUAUGGAUGUCCCAGUAUCAUCAGUAAGUCAACCUGGAGUACAAGAAAUACAAACUGCAGAGAUGCAUUAAAAACUCCGGUCCCUUGGGUGAUCAUCCAUCAUACAGUCACCCCGACCUGCACGUCAACAGCUGCUUGCACCACACAGCUGAGGAACAUUCUAGACUAUCACACCCGUACUAAUAAAUGGUGUGAUAUUGGUUACAACUUUCUCAUUGGCAAUGACGGCAACAUAUAUGAAGGUCGUGGCUGGUCAAAAGUUGGGGCUCAUGCCAAAGGUUCCAACUCUAUAUCCAUUGGGAUUGCUUUUAUUGGAGACUUUCAGAAGGGUCUUCCAUCUCAAGCCGCCAUAAACGCAGCCAAACUUCUCAUCCAAUGUGGGGUCAGCCUCAAGAUGAUCGAAAACAAGUACACCCUGAAGGGUCAUCUCGAUGUCUUCAGCACUGCGUGUCCUGGAAAUGAAUUAUAUAAUAACAUCAAAACAUGGCCCAGGUUCAAGGCUGGCAAGCAGUCAUUGCCAUAGGGAUCAAUGCAUACUGCAAGAAUUGUAGCAGAAUAAAGCUGCACGCUGCACUUA
Messenger RNA from Bufo bufo (common toad), 751 nucleotides. Its product is annotated as peptidoglycan-recognition protein SC2-like. NCBI's taxonomy places the organism in Eukaryota, Metazoa, Chordata, Amphibia, Anura, Bufonidae. Bases 131 to 697 code for a protein of 188 amino acids. Gene Ontology annotation, biological process: innate immune response; peptidoglycan catabolic process. Gene Ontology annotation, molecular function: N-acetylmuramoyl-L-alanine amidase activity; peptidoglycan binding; zinc ion binding. The record is from RefSeq and is a predicted model, not a curated record. The transcript is spliced from 5 exons.